GGGGAAGGAGCCGGCGCCGAGGCUGGCGGGCCGUGGCGCGGCCUAGAGGAGGCGGGGUCCCCGGGCUCAGUCGAGCCACGUGCGGUUGUUUCCGCGCCGGGGCGAUCACGUGAGCAGCGUCAGCUGACCCGUCACGGAGGAGCCCGGCGCUGGCGCCCGGUAACCCCCGCCCGGCCGCGCCCGGAGCGCAGGACCCUGAGGAGGGGUAAGACCGCCCCCGCGGCCCGCCUCUGUCCCCGGCCCAUCCCCGCCUCCUCCGCCUCAACCCCGUCCCUCGCUCAUCCCCACCCACCCCGCCUGGCAUCCCGGAAGCCGAGGCGAGGGGGGCUGUGGCCGGGCUCAGCCCCGCGCCGCCCCUAGGCGGCCAAGAGGGGAUGGCCCUGGGGAGCAGGGGGCGGGAAGUAGCGCUUACCGCGAAGGGUGAGGGCUGUUCACUGCCCCCGAGCCCCGACAUGGAGGAGCUGCUCCGGAGCGUGGAGAGGGACCUGAACAUCGAUGCUCGGCAGCUGGCUCCGGCCCCGGGGGGCGCGCACGUGGUGGCUCUAGUGCCCGCGCGCUGGCUGGCCAGCCUCCGCGAGCGCAGGCUGCCCCCGGGACCCUGUCCGCGCGCCGAAGGCCUGAGCGAAGCGGAAGUCAGGACGCUCUUGCAACGCUCGGUGCAGAGGCUGCCGGCCGGCUGGACUCGAGUAGAGGUGCACGGGCUGCGGAAACGAAGGCUCUCCUACCCGCUGGGCGGCCUGCCUUUUGAGGAGGGGUCCGGCAGCCCGGAGACCCUCACUCGCUUCAUGCAGGAUGUGGCUGCCCAGAAUUAUCGCAACCUGUGGCGCCACGCGUAUCACACUUAUGGGCAGCCCUACAGCCAUAGCCCUGCCCCGGCGGCGGUCCCUGCCCUGGAUUCAGUGCGACAAGCUCUGCAGAGGGUCUAUGGUUUCCCUUUCCUGCCAGUGGGUGAAGCUACGCAGUGCCCCUCAUAUGCCAGAGAAGGCCCCUGUGCCCCUCGGGGCUGCCCUGCCUCUCCCAGCCUUCUGAGAGCCGAGGCUCUGCUGGAGUCGCCCGAGAUGCUCUACGUCGUGCACCCGUAUGUGCAGUUCUCCCUGCACGACGUGGUCACCUUCAGCCCCGCCAAGCUGACCAACAGCCAAGCCAAGGUGCUCUUCAUUCUCUUCCGUGUGCUGAGGGCCAUGGAUGCCUGUCACCGCCAGGGACUGGCUUGUGGGGCCCUGUCUUUGCACCACAUCGCUGUGGAUGAGAAACUUUGCAGCGAGCUCCGCCUGGACCUGAGUGUUUAUGAGAGGCGCAAGGAGGCGGGGGAUGAGGAGACCCGGGAAGCAAGAAACGGGGCAGGCGUUGAGCCUGGCGAGGAGGGACGACGGGGACCCGGGUGUCCCACCUGCCAGGAAGAGCUCCGGGGCCUCGUGCUAGACUGGGUCCACGGCCGCAUCAGCAACUUCCACUACCUCAUGCAAUUGAAUCGGUUGGCGGGUCGGCGGCAGGGGGACCCCAACUACCACCCGGUGCUGCCCUGGGUGGUCGACUUCACCACGCCCCGUGGGCGCUUCCGAGACCUGCGCAAGUCCAAGUUCCGCCUCAACAAGGGGGAUAAGCAGCUGGACUUCACAUAUGAGAUGACCCGGCAGGCGUUUGUGGCAGGGGGUGCAGGCGGCGGGGAGCCACCUCACGUCCCUCACCACAUCUCCGACGUGCUUUCUGACAUUACCUACUACGUGUACAAGGCCCGGCGCACGCCCCGGUCGGUGCUCUGCGGACACGUGCGGGCGCAGUGGGAGCCCCACGAGUACCCGGCCAGCAUGGAGCGGAUGCAGAGCUGGACUCCAGAUGAGUGCAUUCCCGAGUUCUACACUGACCCCUCCAUCUUCUGCUCCAUCCACCCCGAUAUGCCUGACCUGGAUGUGCCGGCCUGGUGCCGCUCCAACGAGGAGUUCGUGGCUGCUCACCGGGCGCUGCUGGAGAGCCGAGAGGUGUCCCAGGACCUACACCACUGGAUUGACCUCACCUUUGGCUACAAAUUGCAGGGCAAGGAGGCUGUGAAGGAGAAGAACGUGUGUCUACACCUGGUGGACGCCCACACGCACCUGACCAGCUAUGGCGUGGUGCAGCUCUUCGAUCAGCCGCAUCCCCAGCGCCUGGCGGGGGCCCCUGCCCUCGCCCCUGAACCUCCUCUCGUCCCCAAGCUGUGGUUCCAGACCAUCCAGGAGAGCACAGGCCGGGAGGACUUCCCUGCACAACUUACGAAUGGGAUGGGCAGGACGGUUUUGGAGGCCACUCCCUGUGAGGCUGGCUGGGCCAGGGACAGGCCCAUGGUAGGGGAAGAUGACUUGGAGCAGGCCACAGAAGCUCUGGAUUCCAUCUCUCUGGCUGGGAAGACAGGUGACCAGCUGGGACCGUCUCCCUCCUCCACUUCCUCCAGUCAAGCCCCACCAGGCCUCUUGCCUUUCUCAGGGGCCUCAGCCUCUCGACCGGGCCGUCGGAACAGAGCUGCUGGGGUGGACCCCGGAGAAGGUGAGGAGGGCAAGAUUCUUCUUCCCGAGGGCUUCAGUCCUCUGCAGGCUCUGGAGGAGCUGGAGAAACUAGGCAACUUCUUGACCAAAGGCCUAGGGGGCCGCUUGGAGGUGCCUGAGCAGCCCCGGGUUCAGCCCCCCGUGCAGCUGCGGGACCUCUUUCAUCGGGACAUGCAGGCGCUGGGGGUCCUGUUGGCUGAGAUGGUGUUCGCCACCAGGGUCCGGACACUGCAGCCUGACGCGCCUUUGUGGCUACGCUUCAAGGCUGUGCAGGGGCUCUGCGCACGCCAUCCCAAGGAGGUCCCGGUGUCUCUGCAGCCCGUGCUGGACACACUUCUGCAGCUGAGUGGCCCUCAAGGCCCCGUGGUUGCAGGGAGGGGCAAGCUGGACCCACUGUUUGCGUACAGGCCCGUCUCCCAGGGAUUGCCCCCACCCUGCCCCGCCCAGCUCCUCAGCCCCUUCAGCUCUGUGGUCCCCUUCCCCCCAUACUUCCCCGCGCUGCACAAAUUCAUCCUCCUGUACCAGGCGAGGCGCGUGGAGGACGAGGCCCAGGGGCGGGAGCUGGUCUUUGCUCUGUGGCAGCAGCUGGGUGCCGUUUUGAGUGACAUCACCCCCGAGGGCUUGGAGAUCUUGUUGCCUUUCGUGCUGUCACUCAUGUCUGAGGAGCACACGGCCGUGUAUGCAGCCUGGUACCUAUUUGAACCUGUAGCCAAGGCCCUGGGCCCCAAGAAUGCCAAUAAGUUCCUUCUGAAGCCUCUCAUUGGGGCCUACGAGAGCCCCUGCCAGCUCCACGGCCGCUUCUACCUGUACACCGACUGCUUUGUGGCCCAGCUGAUGGUGCGGCUGGGCCUGCAGGCCUUUCUUGUCCACCUCCUGCCCCACGUCCUGCAGGUGUUGGCUGGCGUGGAGGCCUCCCAGGAGGAAAACAAGGGCCUGGCGGGGGCCGCCGAGGACGAGGAAAGUGGGCUCCCGGGGGCCGGGCCCGGGUCCUGUGCCUUUGAGGAGGAGAUCCACAUGGAUGGGGAGCCUGCCGCCGCCUCGGGCCUAGGGCUCCCGGACUACAUGUCUGGCGUCAGCUUCCACGACCAGGCUGACCUCCCCGAGACGGAGGACUUCCAGGCUGGGCUGUACGUGGCCGAGUCCCCUCAGCCCCAGGAGGCUGAGGCUGUGAGCCUGGGCCGGCUGAGCGACAAGAGCAGCACCAGCGAGGCCUCCCUGGGCGAGGAGCGGGCGGCCGACGAGGGGGGCGUCCCGGUGGACAAGAGCAGCCUCAGGUCAGGUGACAGCAGCCAGGACUUGAAGCAGAGUGAGGGCUCCGAGGAGGACGAGGAGGAGGAGGAAGGCUGUGUGGUGUUGGAGGUGGGGGAGGGGGAGGGCGAGCAGGAAGAGGUCCCUGAGGCGUCCGAGCUCACGCUCUCCGACACUGUGCUGUCCAUGGAUACGGUUGUGGCUGGCGAUGGUGGGGCCAACGGAGAGGAAGAAGAGGAGCCACUGACCGAGCAGUCGGAGGGCAAAGAACAGAAGAUCCUUCUUGAUACGGCCUGCAAGAUGGUCCGCUGGCUGUCUGCCAAGCUUGGCCCCACUGUGGCCUCUCGCCACGUGGCCCGGAACCUGCUCCGCCUGCUGACGUCAUGUUACGUUGGGCCCACCCGGCAGCAGUUCACCGGGGGCAGUGGCGAGAGCCCCCCGCUGAGCGUGGGCAACAUCUAUCAGAAGAGACCGAUCCUGGGCGAUGUAGUGUCGGCGCCCGUGCUCAGCUGCCUCCUGCACAUCGCCCACCUCUAUGGGGAGCCUGUCCUCACCUACCAGUACCUGCCCUACAUCAGCUACCUGGUGGCCCCAGGUAGCACCUCAGGCCCCAGUCGACUGAACAGCCGCAAGGAGGCAGGGCUGCUGGCAGCUGUGACGCUGACCCAGAAGAUCAUCGUGUACCUCUCGGACACCACCCUCAUGGACAUCCUGCCCCGGAUCAGCCACGAGGUCUUGCUGCCCGUGCUCAGCUUCCUCACUUCCCUUGUCACGGGGUUCCCAAGUGGAGCCCAGGCCCGGACUGUCCUGUGUAUGAAGACCAUCAGCCUCAUCGCCCUCAUCUGCCUGCGUAUCGGACAGGAGAUGGUCCAGCAGCACCUGAGUGAGCCCGUGGCCACCUUCUUUCACGUCUUCUCUCAGCUGCACGAGCUUCGGCACCAGGAUCUGAAGCUGGAGUCCGUGGCCCGCAGUGAAGGCCAGCUGCCAGAGGUGGCUUUCUCCGAUGGGCAGCUGCGGCCGGCGGACCCCGCCCUGCUGGAUGAGCUGCAGAAGGUGUUCACCUUGGAGAUGGCGUACACAAUCUACGUGCCCUUCUCCUGCCUGUUGGGUGACAUCAUCCGGAAAAUCGUCCCCAACCACGAGCUGGUGGGGGAGCUGGCGGGGCUGUACCUGGAGAGCAUCAGCCCAAGCAGCCACAGCCCUGCCGGCGUGGAGCCCACCGCGCCCAGCACCGGCCCGGAGUGGGACCCCCAGGGUGGGGGCUGCCCCCAGGACGACGGGCACUCAGGGACCUUUGGGAGCGUCCUGGUUGGGAACCGCAUCCAGAUCCCCGAUGACUCCCAGCCUGACAGCCCUGGCCCGCUGGGCCCCAUCUCUGGGGUGGGUGGCGGGGACCCCGGCAGCCAGAGUGAGGACAACGCACUGAAGCGGGAGCUGCCGCGGAGCGCACAUGGGCUGAGCGGGAACUGGCUGGCCUACUGGCAGUACGAGAUUGGCGUGAGCCAGCAGGACGCCCACUUCCACUUCCACCAGAUCCGCCUGCAGAGCUUCCCAGGCCACUCGGGGGCCGUCAAGUGUGUGGUGCCCCUGAGCGGCGAGGACUUCUUCCUGAGCGGCAGCAAGGACCGCACUGUGCGCCUCUGGCCGCUCUACAACUCCGGGGACGGCACCAGCGAGACGGCCCCGCGCCUCAUCUACGCCCAGCACCGCAAGAGUGUCUUCUUCGUGGGCCAGCUCGAGGCCCCACAGUGCGUGGUGAGCUGUGAUGGGGCUGUGCACGUCUGGGACCCCUUCACAGGGAAGACUCUUCGCACGGUGGAGCCAUCGGACAGCCGGGUGCCCCUGACCGCUGUGGCCGUCAUGCCCGCCCCCCACACCAGCAUCACCAUGGCCAGCUCUGACUCGACCCUGCGCUUUGUGGACUGCAGGAAGCCAGGCCUGCAGCAUGAGUUCCGCCUGAGCAGCGGGCUGAACCCUGGGCUCGUCCGCUCCCUGGCUGUCAGCCCCAGUGGCCGUAGCGUCGUGGCCGGCUUCUCCUCGGGCUUCAUGGUGCUGCUGGACACCCGUACGGGCCUGGUUCUGCGUGGCUGGCCUGCCCACGAAGGGGACAUCCUGCAGAUCAAGGCAGUGGAGGGCAGCGUCCUGGUCAGCUCCUCCUCCGACCACUCCUUGACGGUCUGGAAGGAGCUGGAGCCGAAGCCCACGCAUCACUACAAGUCAGCCUCUGACCCCAUCCACACCUUCGACUUGUACGGCAGCGAGGUGGUGACCGGCACUGUGGCCAACAAGAUCGGCGUCUGCUCCCUGCUCGAGCCGCCUUCCCAGGCCACCACCAAGCUCAGCUCUGAGAACUUCCGCGGCACGCUCACCAGCCUGGCCUUGCUGCCCACCAAACGCCACCUCCUGCUGGGCUCAGACAACGGGGUGGUCCGCCUCCUGGCGUAGGCUGAGGCGAGUUCUGGUCAGGUGGAGACAGGCACACAUCCUCCAGGAAGCCGUCCCUCAUCUUGUUUCCCCAGCAGCUCAUUCCUGGCAAGCCCCAGGCCCCAUGCCCUGGGUAGCCACGUGGCCUGCCAGCUAGGGUGGUGUGGGAGUCUGGGCUCCUGAACCCCCAGAGCCAUGGAGGCCCCCAGAGGGGAUCUCAUUCAUGACUUGGGGCCAUGCUGCUUGGAGCCAGCAGGAAGCAGAUGAGAGAGCCUGGCAGGGGCUUCCCUGGUGGCCCAGUGAUUAAGACUGUGCUUCCACUGUAAGGGGCGUGGGUUCGAUGCCUGGUUGAGGAGCUAAGAUCCCACAUACCGAAUGGUGUGGCCAAGAAAUAAAAAUAAAAAAAAAAAAAAAAAAAGGGAGAGCCUGGGAAAGUACCGCUGCCCUCCUUUCUCCCCAUCUCCGCCCUCUGUGUCCUCAUGGGGACAGGAUGCUCUGGGGAAGGGGAAGGAGACCCCCUGCUAAGCUGUCUCCACCAUAGCCCGCCUCCAGCUGGCUCUCUCUGACCCUGUCCUGCAAGGAUAGGGAAGCUGCCCCAGUCCAGGACACUGACGGUGCUUGGACUCCAGCCUCUAAGGGCUGACCACGGUCCAGGAGUUAAGAGCCUUGGGCUGGGCUCUUAAGUGUCCACCCAGCCAGGCCCUGGCCAGUGUGGGACCAGUAGGGGAAGAAAGAGGGCAGGACCAAAGGAGGGCAGAUGGAUGGGGCCAGGUGGUGCCUGCCUGGAGUGAUCCCACACCUUGCCUGCCCACCCCUCACCACAGUGUUUGUGCCUUGAGCUGAUGAGGCAGCCUCUGGGUCCAGAAGCCUUGGGGGAGGGGGUCCAAGACCCUGAAAGAAGGGGCGAAGAAUCAUCUCUGCAUCUCAGGUCUCCCUCCCCCAGGGGGACAGGAAGACCCAGGUUUCACAGGCCCUCGCAUUCUGGAGCAUAGAUGAGGUCUGAGGCUGGACCCCUGCUGCCUUCUCACUAUUUGCAAUAGAUGUAAAUAUGAUCAAUAAAUCCUGUGGAAGAGCCAUGGA
Cervus elaphus (red deer) is the source of this 7271-nucleotide messenger RNA. It is a transcript of the gene WDR81, whose product is annotated as WD repeat domain 81. The transcript has 10 exons. Lineage: Eukaryota; Metazoa; Chordata; Mammalia; Artiodactyla; Cervidae. Gene Ontology annotation, cellular component: mitochondrion. Bases 375 to 6212 code for a protein of 1945 amino acids. Gene Ontology annotation, molecular function: phosphatidylinositol 3-kinase regulator activity; protein binding. Gene Ontology annotation, biological process: aggrephagy. The record is from RefSeq and is a predicted model, not a curated record.